This is a messenger RNA of Myotis lucifugus (little brown bat), 1575 nucleotides long. RefSeq names its product IQ motif containing M (gene IQCM). Lineage: Eukaryota; Metazoa; Chordata; Mammalia; Chiroptera; Vespertilionidae. The coding region runs from base 1 to 1575 and encodes 524 amino acids. The record is from RefSeq and is a predicted model, not a curated record. The transcript is spliced from 12 exons. Gene Ontology annotation, molecular function: protein binding.
AUGGCGCAGAAUCCCCUGAAUUUAGGACCACUGUUCUACAUUGAUAAUGCAGAAAAGAGACGAAUGACAAAUGACAAGUUAUCCAUCUUGAAGACAUCACAAUGUGCACUUGGAGCCCAGCCUUCAAAAAGAUCAGCCGCACUGUCCACCAUGGCUGAUGCUGAGGCUAUGCCUGUUAUAGGAGAAAAUCAGAACAGGUGCUGCAGCACAUUAAAUGACAAUGAGGGCUCAGGACUGCUGACUUGGAGUCAAGGUGUCAACACACCUUCAGUGGAUCCAUCUCAGGAUCCAGGUACUGUAUUAGAGAUCUCCAAGCAAGAUUUUUUUGAGGAAGCAAAAACUCUCAUUGCCCAACAUUAUGAGAACAUAAAUGAGAACAAAGUUCAAGGUACUUCUAUAAAUGUUUUUAGAAAUAAACAGCAAAAACCGAAACCUGGCAAAUACAUACCUGCAAAGAUUAAAAACAAGGAAAUAUUUGAUGUGGUCCAAGAACUCCAGAUAGCUCACAAACGUCCUUAUUUUCACAAAGAUGUUUCCAAGGGGGAAUGUUUUGAGGAGCCCCCUCAACGAACUUCUUUCAAGGAGCCACACAUGUUUCAUGGAAAAGAAAAAACCAAGGGAUAUGUAGAUCUAAUUGCAAAAGCAAAUGGAUGCUCUCCUGGUUCUCCCAAAGAUGUCCCUAAGUGCUGGUGUCGUUUUCAGCAGGUCCUCAUCACCGCAUCCUGUGGAUGCAGACAAGGACUGCCAGGAGGGGGCCAGCUAAAAAGUCAGACUGCCACACCUUCAUGGGUGCAGGCAGAUGACACAGAAUCAGGACCUGUUAGAGACAAGGACUUCGUUACUCACGGCACAGCAUGCAGGCUUAGCUGUAUGUCCCUGUCACUUCCCUUUGCCCCGAGUCCCAUGGGGCUACGUGGAGAGGUCCUCAUAGAUGCUGUACUUGUGAAUGUAGUUGACUGUGCUUUUCUGUCAGUUAGCAUCGAGGCACUACUAGUUCAGCAAGUUCAACUGGGUAAAAUAGUGACUAAUAUUGAAUCAGUGGGUAAAAAAAUGGAGAAAGAAAAGCAGGAGUACCAUGGAAAGCCCAGGGCACCUUCUAGUCUAAGUAAAGUCAGUAAAUUUGACAGCAAAGUUAAAAGAAUUGGGCCACACAUAGAAAUUUUUCAAGUAUUCCGGGAAAGGGCCAGAUCUAUAAUCACCAAAAAAACAAUUAGAAUGGUCACCGUCGUGCAGGCUUUUGUCAGAGGGUGGCUAGAACGCAGAAGAUACCGCAGACUAUUGAACAAGGCUUUGUAUCAUGGGCCAACUUUGAGAGCAGUUAUAAACAUGUAUCGCAGACAAAUCCAUCGUGUUAAACAUCGACUUUGUCUUUGGAGGACAAGACAAAUUAUAAACUAUGCAGAGCUAGAAGAAUGGAUGGAUAGAAAAAAAUACUAUGAAACAAUGUUUGCUAAGAGACAAGAUUGGCACGGAUUAGAAAGAAGUGAGCUCCUUAAGUUCUUCAAUGACUGUGGUCAUUACCCAACAGUGAAGCAAAUUGAUCAGGUUUGGGACCUGGUUCAUAGAGGCAAGUAA